Molecule: messenger RNA, 1053 nt
Organism: Sinocyclocheilus grahami
Lineage: Eukaryota; Metazoa; Chordata; Actinopteri; Cypriniformes; Cyprinidae
Product: sorting nexin-13-like
Exons: 4
Coding region: 187-567 (126 amino acids)
Cellular component (GO): early endosome
Molecular function (GO): phosphatidylinositol binding
Source: RefSeq, a predicted model, not a curated record
GAAUGAGAUCAUCGCUGUAAAGAGGCCUAUUAACUCUACAGCUUUACACCCUUUCUAUUGUGAAAUGAAUGACUAAUUGGUUAAUGUACUAGAUUGUAAUGAGGUGCCCUCGCGUCUGCCGAAAGCUCACAGCGCUUGUGUCUUCUUACUUGAUGGGAAUUAUGUGAUGUGCUCUGAUGUGAAAACAUGGUAAAGGCCAGUCUGUCCAUCUGGGGAUGGGGGGGUCUGGGAGUCGUCCUCUUCCUCAUCACAUUUGGACCUUUUGCCAUCUUUUAUCUGGCCUUCUACAUCCUCUGUUUCAUUGGCGGGGGUUUUGUAGUGCUGCUUUUAUUUGGAAAGAUAAACUCAGAGAAACACCUGGAAAGGUGUGAACACUCCUACCUGCCAUCGACACAGACGGCCAUACUGAAGGUUUUGGAGGAGAUCAAAUCAGAGUCCAGACCUAUAAAGAUUGAUCGACGUCUGACAGGAUCCAGUAUCAUAGAUGAACCACUGCAGCAGGUACCGUCAACAAAACCAAACGGACAAAUGAACGCGACCGCUAAAAGUGCACGUUCAUGUGCUUGAGGAACCUGUGGUUUGUCUACUGAUGAGCUGGUCUCAGACUGUCGAGCUUUCGCUUCACAAAUGCUAUUUGUUUCCACCUGUGUCACACAUCAGAUGCUGGAUCAGCUCGUUUGAGAGUUUAGGCUGGUCUGUUUUUUUUUCAUAAAGCAGAUGAGCACGACACAGUCGUUUUCAGUCAGUGCUUUUCUGAAUUGGCUUUAAGUCUGCUUACAAUGCAUAUAUUCUGCUAGGGUCACUUUUUUAAUGCUACACUUUUAGCUUUUAUUUUUUUAUUUUAAUUCUUUGGAAAUUUUGGAACAAAGUGCUGUUUUUCUAUAGUAUUGUGAGUGCACUGUAUGUAUGCAGAAAAAGUUGGACAUACUAAUAUAUCCUUCUUUAAUAUAAAGAGCUGGGCGAUGAUAUGGUUACAUUUUCCAACGAUAUUAACAAUCACGCAGCUAAGAGUUGAGACUCCAUGAGAGUGUUGCCUAAAAAUGUUGUCUAGGU